This is a messenger RNA of Emericellopsis cladophorae, 402 nucleotides long. Its product is annotated as transcription elongation factor B. The record is from RefSeq and is a predicted model, not a curated record. Gene Ontology annotation, molecular function: protein-macromolecule adaptor activity. The transcript has 4 exons. Gene Ontology annotation, biological process: ubiquitin-dependent protein catabolic process. Gene Ontology annotation, cellular component: elongin complex. NCBI's taxonomy places the organism in Eukaryota, Fungi, Ascomycota, Sordariomycetes, Hypocreales, Bionectriaceae. Bases 1 to 402 code for a protein of 133 amino acids.
AUGGCUUCGGGCGAGCCUAGCAAGUAUGUGACACUCGUCUCUGGUGACGGAUUCGAGUUUGUCGUGCUUCGCGAGGCCACAAAAGUCAGUCCCAUUAUCAGCGGCAUGAUUGAUCCACGCAGUGGGUUUGCCGAGGCCAGAGAUGCCCGCUGUGUGUUCCAAGAGAUAAGACAGAUGAUGAACAAUAAUUUCGCUGUGUUCUUCCUGACGAAACCCGGCUCUCUUUUUCCUUCCCCUGUGCUUGACAAAGUUGUCGAAUACUUCCAUUAUUGGUACCAAUACCGGGACAAUGACGAUGUUCCGGACAUGGACAUUCCCGUAGAGAUUUGCCUCGAACUCCUCGCCGCUGCCGACUACCUUGGGCUCGACCAAGCCACCAUGAACACGAGGCAAUGGUCUUGA